UGCCUCUAUCAGUUCUGAAGUAGCUGGGUCUAAGUGAGAAGUGAAAAUGGCAACUCAGUUUUUAAUCCGAACUUCAUACAAAGCUGUGCGCUUGGCAGCAGCGAACCACGUCUCAAGAACUACAUUAAGAGCUAUGUGCACUGCCAAGGGCAUCCCAACCAAUGAGGAGCAAGCCACAGGGCUGGAGCUCCGAGCUCUGUUGGCCCAGAAGAAGGGAAAGGACCCAUAUAGUAUUUUCAGGCCUAAGGAGUAUGCAGGAACCAGUGAGGAUCCACAUAUUGUUCCUUCCAUCGGCGACAAGAGACUGGUUGGCUGCCUCUGUGAGGAAGAUAACACUGCCAUUGUCUGGUUCUGGUUACAUGAAGGGAAUCCAGAGCGUUGUCCAUCAUGUGGAUCACAUUACAGACUGAUUCAUGAAGAGCUUCCACAUUAAACAGGGGAGCAGAUAUCCAAAGAAACCAUUCAUUCAAUGUCUUGUUAUUAAAUGGGGAUGUGUGCUCUUUAAAUAAUUAAGCAAUUCAAUGUGUGUAUGUCUGAAUUGUGUAUUCAUUUUGUUUCCCAACUGUGUUAAGAUUCUGUCAGGACUUUAUCAUACGGCCUCCAAUGUGGUACAGCUGUGCUAUUGGUUUCAAUGUUGUAGUUCCUCUUGUAAGUCAUAUUUUCUGCGUCUUUCACCUUUCCAGUUUAAGUAAAGCCAGAUUCGGUCUUUUCCUUUCCACUGCAAAUGUACAAUCGGUGCCACCCAAAACGAACAAGACAGCUUUAUAAUGAUGCUGCUUGAGAAACUUUGAAGCUUUUGCACCUUGAAGAAAAAGUAUUGUCAAUUAAAAGUUUGACUUCUUUGAGGGUU
Polyodon spathula (Mississippi paddlefish) is the source of this 850-nucleotide messenger RNA. RefSeq names its product cytochrome c oxidase subunit 5B, mitochondrial-like. The transcript has 4 exons. The record is from RefSeq and is a predicted model, not a curated record. Gene Ontology annotation, biological process: mitochondrial electron transport, cytochrome c to oxygen. NCBI's taxonomy places the organism in Eukaryota, Metazoa, Chordata, Actinopteri, Acipenseriformes, Polyodontidae. Gene Ontology annotation, cellular component: mitochondrial envelope. Bases 47 to 433 code for a protein of 128 amino acids.